AUGAAGCUAACAGAGGAUGGACUGCUGAAAACCGAAGAUAACCAAAUGGUAAUUGGUCAACAGAACGUCAAGAAAGUGUCAGGAAAGCAACCGAGAAAAGCAACGCUGUUCCGAUCCCUUGUGGAAGGCUUAGGGCAGAAUGUGAAGGCGAUUAGCCCUGGGACAAAAAGCCGUGGUUCAGCUGCGUACUGCACCGAUGGAAGGAACGUCUGUGGCAGGUCCACCACAGAUACGGUAAUCGGUACGGUAAUCCGGGAAACUGAACGUCCCAAAAUUUGUCGCAGCCCUCAGUGA
Messenger RNA from Soboliphyme baturini, 294 nucleotides. NCBI's taxonomy places the organism in Eukaryota, Metazoa, Nematoda, Enoplea, Dioctophymatida, Soboliphymatidae. The record is from the annotation of a GenBank genome assembly.